CGGGGGGGAGGGGGCCCGGUCCGGGAGUGCGGGAGGCAGUGGUAGAGGGAGGUGGCGGCAGCGGCUAGCGGAUUCAAGUCUCAGCCGGGCCGAGGCAGACACCUCUGUGGAGCGAAGCAGUAGAAGCAGCGAACAUCAGAGGCGGCACCGGGAUCCCCGGCUCAGGGGAGGGGGGCGCCGGACCGGGAGGAGGGAAGGGGGCGAUGCUGGAAGCCAUGGCGGAGCCCAGUCCCGAAGAUCCACCUCCGACCCUUAAGCCAGAGACUCAGCCACCAGAGAAACGUCGGAGAACAAUUGAAGAUUUCAACAAAUUCUGCAGUUUUGUCUUGGCCUAUGCUGGUUACAUCCCCCCUAGCAAAGAGGAAAGUGACUGGCCAGCCUCUGGCUCCAGCUCUCCAUUGCGAGGUGAGAGUGCAGCAGACAGUGAUGGCUGGGACUCGGCCCCGUCAGAUCUCCGAACUAUCCAGACCUUUGUUAAGAAAGCAAAGUCAUCUAAGAGACGGGCGGCUCAAGCAGGUCCCACCCAGCCAGGACCUCCAAGGUCCACUUUCUCUCGUCUGCAGGCCCCUGACAGUGCCACCCUGCUUGAGAAGAUGAAGCUCAAGGACUCUCUCUUUGAUCUAGAUGGGCCCAAAAUGGCAUCUCCACUGUCCCCCUCAUCUCUGACACAUGCCUCCCGGCCCCCUGCUGCUCUCACCCCAGUGCCCCUUUCUCAGGGGGACCUCUCCCAGCCUCCUCGAAAGAAGGACCGAAAGAACCGAAAGUUGGGGCCAGGAGGGGGAGCUGGCUUUGGGGUGCUUCGAAGGCCUCGGCCAGCCCCUGGGGAUGGGGAAAAGAGAUCUCGAAUCAAGAAGAGCAAAAAGCGGAAGUUGAAAAAGUCAGAGCGGGGUGAUAGACUCCCACCUCCUGGGCCUCCCCAGGCACCCCCCAGUGAUACAGACUCUGAAGAGGAGGAGGAGGAGGAGGAAGAGGAGGAGGAGGAGGAAGAGGAAGAAGAAGAAGAGGAAGAAGAGGAGGAGGAGGAGGAAGAGAUGGUAGCGAUGGUAGGAGGUGAAGCCCCAACUGCAGUGCUCCCAACACACCCUGAGGCUCCUAGGCCCCCUGCUACAGUGCACCCUGAAGGAGCUCCUCCCACUGAUAGUGAAAGCAAGGAGGUGGGCAGCACUGAAACAAGCCAAGAUGGAGAUGCCAGCUCCAGUGAAGGGGAGAUGCGGGUCAUGGAUGAAGACAUCAUGGUAGAAUCAGGUGAUGAUUCAUGGGACCUGAUCACGUGUUAUUGUCGAAAGCCCUUUGCAGGGCGGCCCAUGAUUGAGUGCAGCCUGUGUGGAACAUGGAUCCAUCUCUCCUGUGCUAAGAUUAAGAAGACCAAUGUCCCUGAUUUCUUUUACUGCCAGAAAUGCAAGGAACUGCGGCCAGAGGCCCGGCGGUUAGGAGGUCCACCUCCCAAAUCUGGAGAGCCCUGAUAUCACCAUCUCUAGGCUGGAACUUCCAAAUGACAAGACUUGGGAACUGAGCUUCAGGGUCCUCAGCCUAUCCCCUGAAGCUUGGAUAUUGUCCCACCUCCAGGCAGGAAUUCCCAAGGGAGACUGGUUUGGCAAUGUGUUCCUAUCCUAGUCUCCUUUACCACCGUAUGGACUUAAACUCAGACCCAUUAUAUUUGGGGGUGGGAAGCUGUCUGGGUCCCUAGACACUUAAUCUCUGUCCCUUGGACCUGCCACCCUUCACUUUCUGGGCCAGGGUUGGAAUUGGGAUGGGAUGGGACAGUUGUCUAUAAAACUCUAGUGUAAAUAUAGCACUCCCUCCUCUUCUAUCUCCCCAUUUAUUCUACACCAGUUGUAUUUUUAAUUUUGGACUUCCCCUUUUGGGCAUGGCAGCUCAGAGGUGGAUUACCAACCAGCCUGGCUAAGGGAGGAAGGAAAGCAGGUGACCAUUCUCUCACCUCUUUUGUUUUUAAUAAUAUUGGCCGGCUGUUUGUACAGGAAGCCUUCGUGUUGUAAAUAAAGCAGAGUAGGCUCUUUUGUGUU
Messenger RNA from Pteropus alecto (black flying fox), 2024 nucleotides. RefSeq names its product PHD finger protein 23 (gene PHF23). The record is from RefSeq and is a predicted model, not a curated record. Bases 204 to 1463 code for a protein of 419 amino acids. Gene Ontology annotation, biological process: negative regulation of autophagosome assembly; negative regulation of autophagosome maturation; positive regulation of protein ubiquitination. The transcript is spliced from 5 exons. NCBI's taxonomy places the organism in Eukaryota, Metazoa, Chordata, Mammalia, Chiroptera, Pteropodidae.